Molecule: messenger RNA, 1633 nt
Organism: Rhodamnia argentea
Lineage: Eukaryota; Viridiplantae; Streptophyta; Magnoliopsida; Myrtales; Myrtaceae
Exons: 8
Coding region: 541-1410 (289 amino acids)
Biological process (GO): retrograde vesicle-mediated transport, Golgi to endoplasmic reticulum
Cellular component (GO): endoplasmic reticulum; SNARE complex
Molecular function (GO): SNAP receptor activity
Source: RefSeq, a predicted model, not a curated record
CUUCGAAUCGAAGCUGACGCACUUUCUCGAAGAGCUCGCGGAAGCCAUUGCCGAGGUCUCUCUCGCCCUCUGUUCUUCGGCUUCAUUUCGCUGACAAGGAAACGAGCUCCAAUCCGUAAUUGGAGACGGCUUCAUUCUUCGCUGCCGCAAUCGUCGCGUGUGAAUUACCAGACGCCAUUACUGCUUCGGCUCCGAUUCGUGUUCUGACCUCUCGCUUUCUUUGGAGAAGGGAUCAAUCAAAAAGCAAGCAAUAGCUGCUCUCUCUCUCUCCGGACAGAAUAGUUUCCAUUCUCCGCUUUCUCAUUUCUGGAGGAAAAGAAAAUCACAAAUCCGGAAAUUUCCAGAAUUCAAAAGAAAAAAAAGAACUUUGUCAUUUUCCUCGGGGCGGUUUCCGGGUUGGGUUGUUGAUGGGUCGGUUUUGAUUCGGAGGCGUUUCUCUUCCCCUCGAUCACAACCGGAACCUCCCGGCGAUCUGUCUCGCUCACUCUCUUCCAGCGCAAAAGAUUGACCCGAUCGUCGACGAUCGUCUAUGAUUGAAGAAUGGACAAGGUCGUGGAAGCUGUUGAGGAAGUGAAGAAGGAAUGGGGUGAGGCGUAUGCCAAAACCCAAGAGCAUAUAAAGGCCAUUGAGGAGUAUAGCAAGUCGAGAGAGGAGAAGAAUUCCCUCCCGAGGUUGAACGGUCUGGCACAGGAUGGCUUGGCUCUGUUGAAUUCGCUGCAGUUUAAACUCGAUCUUCUCGCCCCGCAGCUGCCCGCCAUCGAUUCGGUCGAAUCUGCCAAGUCAGUGCUCGAGUCUUGGAAGACCCGGAGCCAAAACUUGCGAAUGAGGUUGAGGAAUGCUAAUUUGCAAGCAAGGGCUAAUCUGAGGAAGGCUGCGCAAGAAGAGAGGGAACUGCUUCUUGGUGGCGGAGAAGAAUCAACAAUUCGCAGACGCAAUUUACAGACAAAAGCUGGAAUGACAUCUGCCGCAGAAAGCAUCACAGAUAGCCUUCGCCGCACUCGUCAACUGAUGGUCCAGGAGGUAGAACGAACUGCAAGCACACUCAUGACUGUUGACGAAUCGACUGGAGUUCUAAGGAAGGCUGAAAGUGAGUACAAGGGCCACCGUUCAUUGUUGAUGCGCACCCGAAGCCUACUUUCUACAAUGCGACGUCAAGAUGUGAUUGACAGGAUAAUAAUUGCUGUUGGAUUUAUCCUGUUCUCGUGUGCUGUUCUAUAUGUCGUUUCGAAACGCAUUGGGCUACUGAAAUUGCAGAGGAAGGUCACAGCUGCACUGAAGGCGGGUAUGGCAGGACAAGCAGAGAUUGGACUUAGAGGCAACCAAGAGGGCAUCAAUAUCCCCCAUAUCGUUGAUAAUCUAAUUCCCAAUUUGAAUCUUCCAUUGGAUAGACCUAUGCACGACGAACUUUGAGCUUCUCUAGGUGCUUUCUAGAGUACGGCAUGUCAACUUGGUUCUGCUCGCUUGGCUCACUUUCAAUUAAAAGGAAGAUGGAGUGACAUGCCAUACUUUCUGUCACAAUUGUUAUGCUCAGGUUUAGGGACUGACUUUGUUGGGUCAUAGUAAAAGAGUACAUUGUGUAUCCCCCUAGUCCACAUUUUAGAUUUCUCACUCGACGUCAAUGACUUCUGCAAAA